AUGGCCUCCAAGUCUAAGGUUCCCUCUGCCUUCUCCAAUGCUGAGCUCGUUCCUUUGGGUCAUUCGAGCUACCUUCUUGAGCCACCUCUCGAGGAGGAGAAACUGGCUAUUUGGAAAUCCCAGGUACUCAUUCCCUUUUCAUUAGGCUCGAAACCUCAUGCAUUUUUAGGUCCUUUCGUUCCCCAGUCAUCUGUCGAGUCUUCUUUUUCCGCUGAUGGAGUCUUGGCAUUCUCUUCCAAAUAUAACUUGGACUCUCUCGAGAAUGCCCAAAAAAUAUUUAGAACUAUGCCUCAUCUAACCAAAGACUUAUAUUUGCCUUGGUUAGAUAGAGUUGAGGGUGAAAAACAAGAUAGUUGGAGGGCCCUAGGAAUCUAUGAUAUCAUUCAAUUGUCUAGGUACAAUCUGUCUUACAACUUCCCUAUGAUCAUGAGUUCUCUUUUCUUCUGGGAUCGAGCAACUAGCUCUUUCCACGUGCCUUGUGGUAUGAUUACCCCAACUCUUUUCGAUGUGGCUGCCAUUCUUGGGCUUAGGCCAACUGGUCCUUCAUUUCGACCAGAUUCUCACCCCAAAAAUCCUAAUGUAACCCCCAACUUCCAAAAGCUUUCUUACCAACUCUUCAUAACCUUGAAUAUGAAUCGAGAUGGUCCCGUUACUGAUGAGGAGCAUGUUGCUUUUCUGAUGUUUUGGCUUUCCACAUAUGUUUUUUGCUCGAGAUCGCUCCAAGUACCAAAGACACUGCUUACUUUGGCCCAAUUACUGCAUGAAGAGUCUUCAAUAUGCCUUAGGAAGCUUAUUUUAGGGAAUUUGUAUGAGAAUUUAAAUGAGGCCGUAGCUUCAUUUAAGUCUAAUGACUUUCCUUCAGUCAUUAAUGGCCCCUUUUGGCUGCUUCAGCUCUGGCUGAAUGCUAUUUUUGAAGAAAAAUUACAAAGCUCUGAACCACCCAAUAUUUCUCGAGAGAUUGAAGGUUUUCGUCUGACUUUCUUGACUACUAACAUAGCCAAAAAACACUAUUGUAAUGCUUUUCGACAAUAUUUCAAUUUUUUCUUAUCUCUUCAAUCUUUCACUCCUCAACUUGCUCCUUUUUCUACUCGAAAGGUAGGGCCAGUAUGGUUAAAACGUCCUUUUCCUUCGAGAACCCCAAGUGCCCAGUCUGAAGUUUUAAUGACAUGGAGACAGUUUCUUUCAUGUCAACUUCUUUUUUGUAGUUUCACUCAUAGGCCCUAUCAAGUGGUUGCUUAUCAACCAAAUCUGGUAGCUCGACAAUUUGGGUUAGGCCAGUUAAAACCUUCUUUCAUGCUGGAGGGGUCAAAUCUCGAUAUUCUUGAAAACGCUCGAAAGAGUAUUGAUGAUUUGAAUGAGGCUAUUAGUUUCUUUCGAAAACGUAGGCCAGAAAUUUCUCCUUUUGAGUUUGAGCCUAUUUUCUACUGUACCAGCACUUUUCAAAGUUGGUGGUCUACUUAUUAUCAUCACCCUGAGAUAUCUAUCGAAGCGUGCAACCAGAAGAUGACUUCUGCUUUUUCUCUAUUUCAGAAGGGGGAUCCAAAGGCCAAGACAAGAGGUUCUUCUUCGACAACCCUUAAAAAAGGUUCUUCGUCUACAUCCCAAGCUGCCUCUGGGGUAUCUAAGGCUAAGGCCAUUCCCAAGACGAAGAUUCCUACCAAGCCCCAAAUUUCUAUCGAGAUGACUGCUUCAACUCCUGUGCAGCAGACACCUGAUCAACCUUCAGCUCCAUCAGUGGAGGUUUCGACUGAUGACACUCCAAGUGUCAAUUCACCCCCUAGGGUCCGAAAAGACCCUAAAAAAUGUUUGACUCCAAUCCCUGAGGAGUCUCAAAAAAUCUCGAGAAAAGAACCUACAGCUACUGUCCAACAAGGGAAUGAGGCAGCUUCUUCCUCGAGUUCUGGAUCUUCGAGCUCUUCUUCGGAUACUUCUUCAAGUUCUUCUAGCUCGAGUUCUGAAGAUCGAGCUCAAACAGAACCAGCUCCUGAGGUAAGGCAUCCUUUUACUCGAAAUUUGGUCUUCAUACUUGUGAAUUUUCUCACUUCUUUUUCUCUAGGUACCCCCUAUAUCUCGACAAACAUCGCCCCGGGUUCUCCCGAGGUUGAUGUUGUUACAUAUCAAUCAGAAAAGGAGGGGCCCUUGCACGAAGUUGAGGAGAAUGUAGCAUAA
This is a messenger RNA of Abrus precatorius (Indian licorice), 2169 nucleotides long. RefSeq lists its product as uncharacterized. The record is from RefSeq and is a predicted model, not a curated record. The transcript has 4 exons. Lineage: Eukaryota; Viridiplantae; Streptophyta; Magnoliopsida; Fabales; Fabaceae. The coding region runs from base 1 to 2169 and encodes 722 amino acids. Gene Ontology annotation, biological process: meristem development; meristem maintenance.